Podarcis muralis (Common wall lizard) is the source of this 1917-nucleotide messenger RNA. The record is from RefSeq and is a predicted model, not a curated record. Lineage: Eukaryota; Metazoa; Chordata; Lepidosauria; Squamata; Lacertidae.
AUGGGGAAAGGAUGCACCUCUAAACACAUUUUGAUAGAGGAAUUUUUAGGACAAAGAUGGAUGCCUGCCUACAGGGUGAUUAGAAAGUUCUACCAACACAUCCUCGCCUUGGUGUUUGCUGUUGAUGAGAUCAAUGGGAAUCCCAAGAUCUUGCCCAAUGCCACACUUGGAUUCCACAUCUAUGAUAGCUGUUCUGAUUCAAGGAUGACCUACCAAAACACUCUGGAUCUGCUUUUUAAAUCACAUCACUUUGUCCCCAACUACAUAUGUGGAAAUCAGAAAAAAAUAGUAGGAGUCAUUGGGGGACUUAGCUCUGACACCUCCUCAUCCAUGGCAGAUGUCUUAGGUCUUUACAAAAUUCCACAGAUUUCAUAUGGUUCAUUUGAACCAGCCACAAAUGAUCAAAUCAAAGUUGCUUCCUUCUACCGCAUGGUCCCCAAUGAAGAUCUUCAGUACAAGGGAAUUAUCCAGUUACUUCUGCAUUUCAGAUGGAAAUGGGUUGGGCUCAUGACUCCAGCUAAUGAAGCUGGAGAUCAGUUCUUGCAGACCAUUGAACCAAUGCUUUUCAAGAAUGGAAUAUGUUCAGCGUUCACAGAAAGAACAGAUUACUAUUUGCAUUUCAGUGGUAACAUAUUUCAUAUAGUGGAUCAAUCAAAGCUUUUCUCGCAAAAUUUCAUGACAAGCAAAGCAAAUGCAGUUGUUAUAUAUGGAGAAAGUACAUCGAUUAUAUGGCUUACAGGUAUUAUAAUUCCAAAGAUUAUGAUUCAGCUAAUUCUUCAGCAAUUUGCGGGGAAAGAACCUGAUUGGAAACUGCACUCAUUUCUGCACAGAAUCUCAUUCAACAACGGUGCUGGGGAUGAAAUCACAUUAAAUGAACAUGGAGAAUUAGCAGGUGGAUUUGAUAUUACAAACUUGGUCACUUUCCCAAAUACUUCCUAUGUCAGGGUCAAAGUCGGAAGGCUGGAUCCUCAGGCCCCUCCUGGAAAAGAGCUCACCCUUAAUGGGGAUGGAAUCCAGUGGCACAGAGCCUUCACUCGGGUACCACCCCUUUCAUUAUGUAAUGCCAACUGCCGUCCUGGUUAUGAGAAGAAAAAGAAGGAGGGCAAGAAGUUUUGUUGUUAUGCUUGUGAUCCAUGUCCUCAUGGGAUGUUCUCAAAUGAGAAGGCUAUGGUACUUGGCAUUUUCAUUAAGCACAGGGACACUGCUAUCGUCAAAGCCAAUAACAGAAGCCUCACUUACAUUCUCCUCAUCUCCCUCCUCUUGUGUUUCCUGUGCUCCUUGAUGUUCAUUGGAAUGCCUAAUAAGGCAACCUGCCCACUCCGACAAACGGCUUUUGGCAUUGUCUUCUCUGUGGCCCUCUCCAGCAUCUUGGCCAAGACUAUUUCAGUGGUUUUGGCAUUCAUGGCUACCAAGCCAGAUUCCACAAUCAGGAAGUGGGUAGGCAAAAAACUGGCUUACUCCAUUGUCCUUUCCUGCUCUGUGAUUCAAGUAGGAAUCUGUGUCUUCUGGCUGGCAACCUCUGCCCCAUUCCCAGAUGUGGACAUGCACUCAAGCAGUGAAGAAAUUAUAUUCUUAUGUAACGAGGGGUCAGUUCUCAUGUUCUAUGGUGUUUUAGGCUACAUGGGCUUCCUGGCCAUUAUCAGCUUCACUGUGGCCUUCUUAGCCCGGAAGUUGCCAGACAGCUUCAAUGAAGCCAAGUUCAUCACCUUCAGCAUGCUGGUCUUCUGCAGUGUUUGGUUCUCCUUUAUUCCCACAUACUUGAGCACCAGAGGAAAAUACAUGGUGGCUGUGGAGAUCUUCUCCAUCUUGGCUUCCAGUGCUGGGCUGCUGGGUUGCAUCUUUUCCCCUAAAUGCUACAUUAUUGUGGUGAGGCCUGAGCUGAAUAACAGAGAGCAGCUGAUACGGAGAAAGAUGUAA